AUGCAUGAAUUGGAUCCUUUGGUUAUUGAAUAUCAGCAUGACAAGCACCGUCCUAGAGAGUCGGAGGCUCUACUGGUGCUUCGAAAAGUCGCCUCGCUGGUUAAACCUAUCAUGCGCCGGAGAGGCUGGAAAGUGGGCACACUCUCCGAAUUCUACCCGCAACAGCGGAACCUCCUUGGUCUCAAUAUCAAUGGAGGCCAAAAGAUAUGUCUCCGGCUGCGUUACCCGUCCGACCAGCGGCAAUUCCUUCCCAUCGAACAUGUUGUGGACACAAUGUUACAUGAGCUUUGCCAUAUUGUUCAUGGUCCUCAUAACCAGCAGUUCCAUGCUCUUUGGAACCAACUACGUGAUGAGCACGAAGAGCUUGCCAUGAAGGGAUACACCGGAGAAGGUUUUCUGUCACAAGGCAAACGGCUUGGUGGUCGUCGGAUGCCGGUGGAAGAAGCCCGUCGGCAAGCAAGAGCAGCAGCAGAGCAAAGACGCGCGCUCUCAGCUGGGUCCGGGCAGCGACUGGGUGGUGCACCAGUACUGCGUGGGACCGACAUGCGGAGAGUGAUAGCGGACGCCGCACAGCGACGUAUAGAUGUAACCAAGGGCUGUGCAUCGGGAGCUGAUAACAGCGCUGAUCUCGCAGAAGAAGCAUCCAGGAAUGGUUUUCGGACAAAAGCCGAGGAAGAUGAUGCAAACGAGCAGGCUAUCAUGGAGGCUUUCAUUGACCUAAUCGAACAGGAAGAACGCGAAAGAUAUGGUCCUUCCUAUAUACCCCCAAGUCAAAAUAAUCCGGCUGGGCCUCGAUCAAAUCUAUCUCCCCCGCCCGUGCCCCAUGACACCAGACCUCCUGCGCCGGUGCAGCCACAAGAGCCCGUUGAUCUCACAUCAGAUGAUAGUUUGUACGAACAACCAUGGGCAUGUCCAAUCUGCACUCUGGAGAACCCGGCCACCUUCCUUUGCUGCGACGCUUGUGCCGCAGAGAGACCUCGGCCCUCGAACACUCGGUCUGUGUCAGGACCGCCGGCGAUGAACUCAGCAGCUUCAAAUGACCGAAACAAGAGAAAACGACCCGCGAACCACACAGCUGGUCAUAAUGCAUUUAAAAACCGAAGUAGCGCCGUUGAGACUCUCGCUGCAUUGGAUCGAAGCACCCCCAAGCGGCCUCUGGGAUGGGUAUGCGAUUUCUGUAGCACCUUUAUGGAGACGGAAUGGUGGACAUGCUCCAAUUGUGGGACAAUGAAGCCAUCAUCGUAA
Aspergillus steynii IBT 23096 is the source of this 1245-nucleotide messenger RNA. RefSeq names its product metalloendopeptidase WSS1. Lineage: Eukaryota; Fungi; Ascomycota; Eurotiomycetes; Eurotiales; Aspergillaceae. The record is from RefSeq and is a predicted model, not a curated record. Bases 1 to 1245 code for a protein of 414 amino acids. The transcript has 2 exons.